Molecule: messenger RNA, 2337 nt
Organism: Cynoglossus semilaevis (tongue sole)
Lineage: Eukaryota; Metazoa; Chordata; Actinopteri; Pleuronectiformes; Cynoglossidae
Product: brain and acute leukemia cytoplasmic protein
Exons: 3
Coding region: 595-984 (129 amino acids)
Cellular component (GO): cytoplasm
Source: RefSeq, a predicted model, not a curated record
GUUUCUAAAAUGCAAUGAACUAAAAUCCAUUGUUCAACUUAUUUGACUCCAUAUUGAAAGAAUAUAAAAUACAAAAAUAUUAGGGUGUUAGUUUACCACUUACUGAAUUCCCUGUGACAGCCAGGAAACCAUGGUGAUCGUUGUGUCACAGAAAGGGUGUAAACACCUUCACAUUUCAUGUGUGUGAUGUUUUGAUUGGUGUCAGUGUAUGAUGAUGGUGAUGAUGAUGAUGAUGAUGAUGAUGAUGGUUUUGGUGUAGUGGUGAUGCUGACAGGAGCUGGAGGAGUUGAUUACUUUCUCAGCCAAUCAGCGGACGGAGUGGAUGCUGACGCAGGCAACCGUGGCGUGUGAUCAUGCUGGUCAACCGCUGUCUGUGAAGAGCAGCGUCAGACACCAACACCACCAACAGUAGGAGGAGGAGCAGCAUCAGCAGCUUAUCGCGGUGAUGGAGGAGGAAACGUGAGCAAAGCUGCAGCAGUAGUACAGAUCCGGACAGGAUGCUGCAGAUGCCGUGCUGCUGAGACCACAGGUGGUGGCAGUGGUGGUGGAGGAGCCGUGAUCAGUCCGUGUCGGCCGCAGCUACACCUGCCGUGGAUGAUUUUCUCCAUGGGUUGCGGAGGGAGUCGGGCGGACGCGAUCAUCGAGCCGAGGUAUCAUGAGAGCUGGACCAGAGAGACGGAGUCGACGUGGCUGACCAAUACGGACGUGGAGACGCCGCUGCCGGUGGCCGCCGGUAAAGCUCUAGAGGCCAGUCUGAGAGAGAAGAGGACAGUGACCACAGGAACCCAGUGUGGGAAGCAGGCUCUCACCUCCACUGGCUCCAACCACCAGAGGAGGUCCAGACGCUCCCUGACUGAGCGAACAGCUCGUGACUCCAAAAGAAGGGCGUCAAAAGAGGCCAAUGUUCCAUCCAAGGAUGGUCAGCCUGUCAACAUCAGCGGCGGCGAGGAGGCUGAAGCAGGAAAGGAGAGUGAUGAAAGAUGAAGAGAAACAGAAAUGCUGUGGAAAUGCAGGAGACUGAGGCCGUGGGCAGUCCCCCACAUGACAGAACGGUGUAAUACAAUAGUGUGUAGUUAACACUGGAUGGGACUUUGGAAGAGUUUGGCCUUUAGGUCUUGCCGAUUUACAACAUAAGCACCUGCAUACGCCUCCACCCAAAGACCUUGGGAUGCUGCAUCUUUGCUGUGCCAUUGCAAGUGUGUGCAUGAAGCAAGGAGUGGUCCACAUACAGUGUUCACACUCUCCACUGUGCUUGUCUGCCAUGCUUAUGGUGCCGGUCAGGGAAUGGGUCACUGUGUUAAGCCAAGACUGUACAGUUCCAUAUGCACAUGAUAAUCACUAUCUGCACAUCCAGUGUAAUCUGUGUGGGGCCUUUCUUAAGACUUUGCUUCAGUUGUUUGUGUCAGUGUGUGUGUUUUUUUGUUGUGAUCUAAGAAAACAAAAAAAGCAAUGAUGGUGUUGUUUAAACUUGGUUAAUGGUGAAAAUGUCUUUAAACCUGAAGUGCUGUUCACAACCCCAGAUUUGGAGACUCAAAGGCUGAAAAUUAUAAGUUGCAGCCUUUGCAAGAAAAAGAAACAAACACACCUGCAUGUGCCUACAAUUCAUUUAGACUGAACUCUUUUUGCCUUCACUUAAGAAGUUUUAUGUUGGACCAUAUAUUUUCCAGUUCACGUUAUACAUUAUGUUUAAUACUGUUAUUUACCUUUAAUGUGCUUGUACGUAGCGGGCUACACAAACAAAUUCAAAACUAAACAAUAAAUUACACUAAAACACAAAUAGCAGUAGAUGGCGCUGUUUUGCCAACCUACUUAAAUCAAGCAUUUGAAUAGCCCCCAAAACAAAUAAAUAUAGAUAACGUUCUUUUUCUUUUCUUUUUUCAAUUUGUCAAAUCUGAUGUCACAUCCUGUUACACUUUAAAUUAUUAAAUUAUUAUCAAAUUAUAUUAAUACAAUUUUAACUUAGGUGGAUUAGGCAUUUUUGCUUUUUAACAAGUAGUUAAUUGUUUGCAUCUUCUUUGUUUGUUAAAACUAACAAAAAUUGUCUGUGUCCCUAACUAUUGCUAAAGGUUAUUCAUCAAUUAUGAGCGGAUGGCUAUGCUUUUGUUCUAUACACGAAAUUACAGUGCAGUCCAUGUUAAAAUCUAUGUUAAAUUUCUCUUUUCUUCGUUACAUGACUUCCCGUUGACAUAGCUUGAUUUCAAUACCCUAAUUGUCUGCCUGUAAUUUUUGACUUUAAGUAAGAACAAACAAAUGUGGUUAGUUCGAAAGCCCUUUGGACAAUACAGUAUGUUCACGGAUGAGAUAGAUAAUAAGUUAAAAAUAAAAUACAUAGCCGAA